Messenger RNA from Ostreobium quekettii, 390 nucleotides. Lineage: Eukaryota; Viridiplantae; Chlorophyta; Ulvophyceae; Bryopsidales; Ostreobiaceae. The record is from the annotation of a GenBank genome assembly.
AUGGGCAACUGCCUGGCACCCGUCGGCCGCCGGAUCCCCAGAGUGUCUCGUAUCAGAGAAAAGCUAGCAUGGCGUAGGAAACCGAAAGCAACACAAGCAGAACCCAACGAGCAAGGUGAUGCAGAGAAGCAGGAACCAGCGGUGGCAGGAGCAGAAUUGGUCAAGGACGUCCCUGCUGACAAUGCUGUUCCUUCUGCUGUUAGAUUACAGCCAGAGCUUGGUGAUUCCCCUGCCGCGGAUAAUGUUCAGUCGACUGCAAGUCAGGAGGCAGAGGUUUGCGAUCCCAUUGCCAGCGAGGAUGUUCCCUCUGCGAGACAGAAGCCAGAGGUGGGGCCCACCUUUGCAUCCUGCAGCUGUCAUAGAUUGUGUCAUGUGUUAUUGAAAGCAUAG